AUGAGUGACAAAAUUGACGUUCUUCUCUACGGCCUGGGGGCCAUCGGUUCUUUCUACGCCUUUAUUCUGCAGCGAAAUCCAAAUGUCCAGUUGACUGUGGUGGCCCGGUCAAAUUAUGAAGCAGUGAAGAACAAUGGCAUUUUCAUCGAUAGCGCGAAUCACGGGCAGCAUCGGUUCCAACCAUACGCAGUGGUGAACUCACCAUCUGAGCUUGCUGGACCGUUCGACUACAUCGUUCUCGCGCAUAAAGCCAUCGAUCAAGACGCGGUUGCAUCACAGUUACAAUCCGUUAAAGCAUCGACUCUGGUCAUCAUCCAGAAUGGCGUGGGCAAUGAGGAGCCAUUUCGAAGGACCCAUCCGGAUAGUUCAAUCGUUACCUGCGUGACCUGGGUCGGCGCAACUCAAAUCCAACCCGGCCAGAUUAAACACACCCAAUCCGAAGACCUCCAAAUUGGCUUGUAUCUCAAUACCGCUGUCGACAGCAACAUCGAAGAAUCCCGCCUCUCGACUCUCGCCUCUCUCCUCGAAACUGGUCGUACGCGAUUCCAACUCCUCUCCCCGGCCGACAUCCAACGCCAACGCUGGGAAAAGCUCGUUUGGAAUGCAGCUUGGAACUCUACUACUGCGUUGACGAUGGUCGACACGCAGACGUGGCUACAUUCCUCUUUUGAGGCUACGAGCUCCACACGACGGCUAAUGCGCGAGGUGAUCGAUGUCGGUCGUGCGUGCGGUGUAAAGCUGGAGUAUGACUUGAUUGACAAAUUGGUUGGAAAGAUACUCAGUAUGCCCGGGAUUGGAAGUAGUAUGCAGACUGAUUGUAAUAAUGGACGACCGUUGGAAAUUGACGUGAUUCUGGGGGUACCUGUGAAGAAGGCGAGGGAGUUGGGGAUAGAGACGCCGACGCUUGAGAUGGUUUACGCUUUGGUCAGAGCUGUUGACACACGACUACGUGCCAAUAUAUAG
Molecule: messenger RNA, 963 nt
Organism: Aspergillus chevalieri
Lineage: Eukaryota; Fungi; Ascomycota; Eurotiomycetes; Eurotiales; Aspergillaceae
Product: ketopantoate reductase family protein
Exons: 5
Coding region: 1-963 (320 amino acids)
Biological process (GO): pantothenate biosynthetic process
Cellular component (GO): cytoplasm
Molecular function (GO): 2-dehydropantoate 2-reductase activity
Source: RefSeq, a predicted model, not a curated record